Messenger RNA from Mercurialis annua (annual mercury), 878 nucleotides. Its product is annotated as ubiquitin-conjugating enzyme E2 36. The record is from RefSeq and is a predicted model, not a curated record. NCBI's taxonomy places the organism in Eukaryota, Viridiplantae, Streptophyta, Magnoliopsida, Malpighiales, Euphorbiaceae. The coding region runs from base 121 to 672 and encodes 183 amino acids. Gene Ontology annotation, molecular function: ubiquitin conjugating enzyme activity. Gene Ontology annotation, biological process: protein K63-linked ubiquitination; DNA damage tolerance. Gene Ontology annotation, cellular component: nucleus. The transcript is spliced from 7 exons.
CAAGGAAUUUAUAUUUGUCAAAACAAAAAGAGUUUUAUUAGUGAGCUAAAGAAAAAAAUUCUCUCUGUGAAAAACCCAAACCCUUGAAGUAGCGUCUUCUUUAAUCGACCUUUCAAAGAAAUGGCAAACAGUAAUCUUCCUCGAAGAAUCAUUAAGGAAACUCAACGUCUUCUUAGUGAACCAGGUAUUCCAUCGAUCUUCUUUGCUGUAUUUGAUGAACUGUUUAUGAACAUUAAGGGUUUUGAUUUGUUUAUCUGGAAAUUUAUUAAUGUAGCACCUGGAAUUAGUGCAUCCCCAUCGGAAGAUAAUAUGCGAUAUUUUAACGUGAUGAUUCUUGGCCCAACACAGUCUCCAUACGAAGGCGGAGUUUUCAAGCUGGAAUUAUUUCUUCCUGAAGAAUAUCCAAUGGCUGCACCCAAGGUUCGAUUUCUGACAAAAAUUUAUCAUCCGAACAUUGACAAGCUUGGGAGGAUAUGCCUUGAUAUUCUGAAAGACAAAUGGAGUCCUGCUCUUCAGAUACGUACUGUGCUUUUGAGCAUCCAAGCACUUCUCAGUGCUCCAAACCCUGAUGAUCCUCUUUCUGAGAACAUUGCAAAGCACUGGAAGACCAAUGAAGCCGAAGCUGUGGAAACAGCCAAGGAAUGGACCCGUUUAUAUGCAAGUGGAGCAUGAUGAUCGGGUGGAAACUCCUGCAAACAACUUUCAUGUGAUAUAUCCUAUUAACUGUUAAUUUGAAUGGAAAUUGGAAGAAUUGAUGUUUGAUCCGAUUAUAAUUAAUAUUUUUCAAAGCUUCCAGAUACUGCAUUUCAAGUUGUUGUCUGAUGUUGGAAGCAUGUUCUUGAACUUGUAUGAUUAGACAAUACAUUUUCAGCUCUCAA